Molecule: messenger RNA, 1329 nt
Organism: Necator americanus (New World hookworm)
Lineage: Eukaryota; Metazoa; Nematoda; Chromadorea; Rhabditida; Ancylostomatidae
Exons: 14
Coding region: 1-1329 (442 amino acids)
Biological process (GO): regulation of membrane potential; chloride transmembrane transport; chemical synaptic transmission
Cellular component (GO): plasma membrane; synapse; neuron projection
Molecular function (GO): chloride channel activity; transmembrane signaling receptor activity; excitatory extracellular ligand-gated monoatomic ion channel activity
Source: RefSeq, a predicted model, not a curated record
AUGCAUUCUUUGGAAGUCUUCGGCAUUGAUUAUUUUGAGACCACGGCAGGGAACCACAUUACGCCAGAAGCAAAACGGAAACCGGAAGUGAAUACUCUUCUGCUGGAAGCAAUGAUUUUCAGUUCGAGGCAAACUCAAGCGAGUGAAGACCAUCGAGCUCACUAUCGACUGCACACAGAGUGUGGAGCGGAAUACCUCGAAGCAAAAGCACAGGAUCUAGCUCAGGUCCUUAUGCACAACUACAGCAGAAACGCAUUGCCAGAACCUGCUCCAGUUGAAGUGUUAGUGGAAAUAACCAUACAAGAUAUUUCCGAUAUUUCCGCUAUUAGUGGGACGUUCGUCAUGGAUUUCUGGAUAAGUGCAAUUUGGAUGGAUAGUAGGCUCGCAUUCAGUCAUUUGGACCCAUGCAGGAGGAAUCUCUCUCUGGAUCAUGACAUGGAACCACGACUAUGGUCACCGAAUGUUUGCGUCGUGAACUCCAAACUAACAAAGGUUCACAAUUCUCCUAAACCUAACAUUCUUCUGAUGAUUUUUCCCAAUGGAACUGUAUGGCUGAACUAUCGUGUUCGUUCGGAAGCUCCUUGUAAAAUGGAUCUCCGGACGUUUCCUCUUGACAGUAUCAAAUGUACAUUGCUACUGGAAAGUUAUUCGUACAAUGCAGCCGAGGUCUCGCUCAGAUGGCUUGAUUGGUCUGCGGUGAGCUCGGUGAAGAACGAUUACAAUCUACCUGAUUUUAAAAUGUUCAACAUGACUUACGGUUCAGUAACGGAGACGUACACAGCCGGAUUAUGGCAUCGGCUAGCAGUAUCUAUUCACUUUGAGCGACUCUACGGAUUUUAUAUUCUUCAGAUGUAUUUGCCGACGUACGUCUCAGUGUUCAUUUCUUGGAUCGCAUUCUGGAUGGAUACACGUGCACUACCGGCUAGAAUCACUUUGUCUGUCUCUUCACUCAUGGCGCUGACGUUUCAGUUUGGAAACAUCGUCAAAUCUCUUCCAAAGGCAUCAUACGUGAAAGCGAUCGAUAUAUGGAUGUUUAGCUGUGUCGGGUUCAUAUUCUUCUCCUUGAUCGAAUUGGCGAUAGUGGCGUACAACGAUAAAAUGGAUGAUCAACGUUUGAAAGGUUUUGGGAUUCCCCUACCUAAUUCGAAUGGUAACUGCUCGGCGAUCCGAAGAAGUGUCGCUGAAAUCUCGGUACGAAAAUCAAAGGGAAGUGAGUUGGGAGCAGCGAUUGAUAGAGCUGCGAGCAUCGCUUUUCCAGUGGCAUUCGCCAUGUUCAACUUGGCCUACUGGGCCUACUACUUAUCCAGCAGUUCAAGAACAAAACUGUAA